AUGACAAGACUAUGCGAGAUUGACUCGAGGACUGGCCCGAGAGACACCAAAGGCUCCGAUGGCGUUGGAAUUCACAAGUCGCUCGAGGAUAAUGUGCUUGAGGACGAAGCCGGAGGCCUUCGUACCACGGAACUACAUAUAAUGCCUCGGGUAGUACAGAGAGGAAGGAAUGUCACUAUGGCAUGUCUGUAUCAGGUUCAUCAAAGUGAAAUAUACUCGGUUAAAUGGUACAGGGGCACACAGGAGUUUUAUAGAUAUUCGCCUUUAGAAUCGCCAACAACUCGAGUUACGCCUGUAAAUGGUAUUAAGGUUGAUAGACUUAAUUCUAAUGAAACGCACGUCGUACUGAUGCGUGUAACACCGAAUCUCAGCGGUAAUUAUAGUUGCGAAGUAAUUCAGAACGCUCACACCUUCCCCCAUUUCACCGCCAGCGCUAGGCUCGACGUUGUCGUUCUACCAGCAACUUCACCAUCGAUCCUAACGAGCCAGCAUUACUAUAUGCCGGGGGAUGUUCUGCGAGGCAACUGUUCCUCAGGACCGAGUCGCCCGCCUUCCGAGCUUACCUUCUACAUCAAUGACUUACCGGUUACACCAGGGAUGCAUCAAGUUCAGCCAGCCCCGGAUGGGCUCUUCUGGUCAGAACUAUAUGUUCAAGUCCAGUUGUGGCCAGCCCACUAUGAGAGGGGAGCACCAAUACUUCGCUGCGAAGCAAAAGUUUCCGACCUGUAUAGAGACAACUCGGCAGUUGCGCUAUAUUCUGCCAACAGUGACCCGAAAAUUGAAAGAGUGACGUCACCCGGUUCCGGAGCCAAACUUCGCGCUUGCCAAUUCCUCCUACUACUCCACAUUAUUGUGUGGGCUAACAAUACAUAG
Danaus chrysippus (African queen) is the source of this 873-nucleotide messenger RNA. NCBI's taxonomy places the organism in Eukaryota, Metazoa, Arthropoda, Insecta, Lepidoptera, Nymphalidae. The record is from the annotation of a GenBank genome assembly.